AUGAUGAGCACUGCCAAGCCAGGCGAAAAAAACAGUUUGCCUAUUCUGCACAUUGCUUUUUUAUUAGCACUGGAAGGUGCAUAUUUCUAUACCGUCUGCACUAUCUUCAGCUUUGCAGGUGUCCUCAGUGUAGAUCUUGGAUGGGCUCCAGGCAAGAACGAGGCAGGCUUUGUGGCAGGCUGGCUGCAAUCAGCCAAUGUUUGCGGCCGCAUCUUCACGUCUCCAGUGUGGGGCUUGAUUGCUAGCCGCUAUGGUAUCAAGGUGGUGCUUUCUAUUACGCUGGCCUCCAUGUUGAUUGGCUGCAGUCUCUUCGGAUUUUGCACGAACCUCAUCGCAGCGAUGGCUGUUCGCUUCAUAUUCUUUGGGCUUCUCAAUGGCUGGCUGGUUCUGACGGGUCCUUGUGCGGUCGCUGCUGCGGGGCGGGAGCAUCAAACAGAGCUUCUUGGAUUGAUCUUCGCCGCCGGAUGCGGUAUGCAGCUGAUCGGCCCUGCAGUCGGAGGUUGGACAUACGGCCUCGUGGAAGACUUCCCAGCCUUGCUGCCCAGCCUCAUUGGAUGUGCUUUGAGUAUUCUUGCUUUGGUCCUUUUCUCAGGGGUCCACCAGACAUUCUCACAGGAGCACACCGUUCAGGAGAAGGCACAAGCAGCAGAAGGGGCAGAAGCAUCGUUUGCCAAGUCCAAGUCUUUGCUUUUGCAACGGCCUUUGCCUCUGAUCUUCCUCAUGCGCUUUGCAGGAGGAUGUGCGUCGUACACCAUGUACGAAGCAGUGCCGUUGUGGCUCAUCUCUGACACUGAUCUGGGUGGAUUCGGAAUGACUGAGAAGUCGGUGGGCUCUUUUCUGUGCAGAUCGGGCCUGUGGAACAUCAUCUACUUCACGUGGAUAUUACCAUGGUGUUCCAAGCGGUUUGGAAGUCGCUGCUUCUCUAUUGUGACAAGCACCAUUGCGAUUGUCACUGCUUGCAUCUUGCCCUUUUCCAUCAACAUUCCAUCCGCCAAUGUCUUGCACCUCAUUUGGGCUUCUGCCCUGGUGUCUAACAACGUAUUAAAUGCUGCCUUCACGAAUAAUGCAGCACCUCCGGAAGAUCGCCUGUUGGCAAAUGGUUUCGCAGUGACUGCUGAGACGAUUGGGAAAGCCAUUGGACCAGUGGCGUCUUCUUCAAUCUUUGCUUGGACACUGAGAAAAUGUGGAUGGCAAGGACACGGCGCUGUUUUUUUUAUCCUGGCAGGACUCUCGAUAAUUCAAAUCAUUUGUGUGCUUUGUCUUCCCAGCUAUGUAGAACCUGCCUGCCAACAGCCGUGGGAUAAAGUGCAUUCCGAAAGUGGUAGUGCGGUAGGUAAGGAAGCUAGGACCCUGGAUGCUUGA
Messenger RNA from Symbiodinium sp. CCMP2456, 1362 nucleotides. The record is from the annotation of a GenBank genome assembly. Lineage: Eukaryota; Dinophyceae; Suessiales; Symbiodiniaceae.